GGUGGGACAUUAGAUAAUGUGGGUGUGAAAAAAAAAACUCUUGUGGCAUAUAAUAUGACGUUUCGGGGCUACUUUCUCCUAAUGGAAGGCGUUUUUUGGAUUUAUCGUAUAUAUUUGCUCACCACGGGAAGUUUAAAGUAAACUUUCGUAACAUAUGCAAGCUGUGGAUAUCAGACACGUUCCUGUACGCAUAGCAUCCUGGAGUUUGCGGAUUUAUUCGGUCUCUUGUCUCUUGUGGAUAAAAUUUGAUGGCCUAAACUGUGAGCGUAAUGAUGGCUGAUGAUGAGAAUGGAGAUCAGAGCUUGGACACGGUGAGCUUGCAGACGGAGGGCAGUCAUUUUGGAGACGAUGGAGAAAGCUCUCUGGGCUCUGACUCCGAGAUCAAUGGCAUGCCAGGCUACAGAGAGACAGACAAGUAUGGCUUUAUCGGAGGAGCACAGAAGUAUUCGGCCGAAUCAGCCGAGGACGUUCCUCCAGCCGUGUUAAGGCAGAGAGAGCUGAAAUGGUUGGACAUGCUGAAGGACUGGGACAAAUGGAUCAACAAGAGAUUCAAGAAGGUGAGACUGCGAUGUCAGAAAGGAAUCCCUCCAUCGAUUAGAGGCAGAGCCUGGCUUUACCUGUCAGGAGGGAAAGUAAAGAAGGAGCAAAACAGCACAACAUUCAAGGAGCUGGAAAGCAAGGAGGGCGAUCCAAAGUGGAUGGAUGUGAUUGAGAGAGAUUUACACAGACAGUUCCCUUUCCAUGAGAUGUUUGUGUCACGAACUGGACACGGGCAGCAGGAUCUGUUUCAGGUGCUCAAGGCAUACACACUCUACAGGCCUGAUGAAGGUUACUGUCAGGCUCAGGCUCCGAUCGCUGCAGUGCUGCUCAUGCACAUGCCUGCUGAGGAUGCAUUUUGGGGUCUUGUUCAGAUCUGUGAGAAAUACCUUCCCGGUUACUACAGUGCUGGCUUGGAGGCCGUUCAGCUGGACGGAGAGAUCCUGCACGCGCUGCUGAAGCGGGUUUGUCCGACGGCGUAUCGACACCUGGACAAGCACAAGAUCGAACCUGUGCUCUACAUGAUGGAGUGGUUCAUGUGUGCCUUCUCCAGAACUCUGCCCUGGGCCUCGGUCCUCAGAGUGUGGGACAUGUUCCUCUGUGACGGAGUAAAGAUUAUAUUCCGUGUAGGCUUGGUGUUGUUGAAGUCCAUGCUGGGAUCUCGGGAAAAGCUAAAGGCUUGUCCGGGUCAGUAUGAGACCAUGGAGGUUCUCCGAGCGAUUGAACCCAAAUACAUGCAGGAGGCCUUCUUAGUGCACCAGGUUCUAGAAAUGCAGGUCUCUGCACGGGACGUGGAGCGUGCGCACCGUAGGCAGCUGAAGCGCUGGAAGAAGAAGCGUGGCGAGCCAACCCGCAAACCCCCUCUGAGAAUGCACAGUGCUCGUGCCAUCAUAUCCAACGAGCCUCAUACACGCCAAGACCUCCACCAAAACCCCUCCAUCAUCGUCCCAUUCCCAUCGAUCCCUGAGGAAAUAUCCGAGACGAGCCUCAGAAAGAAGAGAGGUUCCAUGAAAAGAAACCAACCCCUCAACAUCCCUAACCCCUACGCCCUACCCACAGAGUCUAAACUUAGUUCGAUAUCGGAAACACAGCCUCUGAACAAUGAAAACCAAUAUGUCGUAUUUCCAAAUCCUCCAUCACAUCCAGCCUCGCUCUCUAAAGAGCAGAAAAAUCAAGUCAGGGAGACGAAGGUUUCUACAGAGCGACUCGUGCAGUCAUUACCGAAUUCCACCGUCAGUCCGACACCGGGAUCGCUUCCUCUUCAGCAUCUAUCACUCCUACCUUCUCUCGCACACGAAUCAACUCCCGGGUGGCGUCCUCACCUGCUGGACUCCCCUCGCGUCCUAUUUCCAAAACCCGUCCCCGACCACGACGACCUUCCUAAUAAUACAGAAAAGUCUGCUGCCAUUCAGGGUCAGUCUACAGACCCGAGCACUCCGCUUACACACAACGAAGACUCGACUGCGGUGCUCCAGGACAAAAACGGUGUGCUGCAUAACUCCGCAGAGAGCAUCUGCAGCUCGGAGGACACCUACUUGUAACUUUCGCACACUUGGCGACUCGAAGAAACACGACACUGCAGAUUCGGGAGAAAUAUUUACAUUAUUUUUUUACAUGCAGUUGUUUAUUUGAGUAAGAACAUGGGAUCAGUUAUUUUUUUUUCUUAAACUCAAAUUCACACAUUUUCACCCGAGAGGCAGCCGAGAUGUUUGGUGUCGAAAGUCAGACUGCAAACACGUCGCGGCUUAUCGACUAAAAUUAGGAUGAAAGUGAAACGGUGCAAAUUUUUGUUCUUUUCUUUUCUUUUUCUUUUUUAAUUAAGAAACUUGUAUUUCUUCCAUUUUUCACUAUGAAAAAAACUCGGAUCAGUGGCGUCAGAGAAAUUCCCGUAAAAACACAUCAUCAGCGUCUCACAUUCCGCCAUGCCAGUGUCCCUGCGGUGCUGAGAAAUGAUCCAGCACCCUAACGAACCUGCUCAGCGCCGGUCGAAUCAGCUUACCUUUCCCUCGAUGGACGGUGUAGAGCGUCACUGGCAAAUUGAUGAGCUACAGUUACUAUUUAUAGACCUAAAAAUGCCAGAAUGUUUUCCAGUACUCAGACACAAGAGUCAUUAAACCUGAUGGAAAGUGGAGCUUCACACUACUUUAAGACCAACUCAGGUUCUGAGGUUCGUGUGUCUGAGGCUCUACAUCUGAGUCUCUGCGUCUGAAAAGCUCUACCCGUGAGUCCACACGUCCUGGGAUCUGACGUCCGAGGCUCGGGAUCUCAGGCUUUACUUCUGAGGCUCGGACUUUGCUUUCUGUUCUUCACUUAUAUCAUUUUAACACGUUUGUACCUUAAUGGACUUCAGUUAAAACUACAUAAUGGACAUGUGCUAAUAUUCAGUUUUUAUAUCACGCUCAGCUUAGGAAAUGUUGGCCUGCCUAGUAGAUCUGGGUGAUUUAUAAGAAUUUCCUCUCGUUAUUUUAAUUACUCAUUCAUUAGGCUCGUAGUGUUCAAGUGGCAGGAUCCCCGCUUUCAUCGACACAGCCCGGGUUCAAGUCCCGAAUCUCAGUGCCGGAUCCCAAGCCCGGAUAAAAUGUAAAACCCGAUGCAGACCAGAUGAUCCGCUGAGGCAGAUGCAGACCAGAUGAUCCGCUGAGGCAGAUGCAGACCAGAUGAUCCGCUGAGGCAGAUGCAGACCAGAUGAUCCGCUGAGGCAGAUGCAGACCAGAUGAUCCGCUGAGGCAACCCAAAACAGAGCAGCACUGAUGUUUAACAACAGUUUUAAUUUUAAUGUUUUUUUUGUUUUGUUUUUUAAAUACAAUGCAAACACACUGUGUUUAAUAAGGUAAAGAGAAUUAGUACAAUCUGACGACUGUACAAUACGAUGACGUCUUAUUUGAACUAUUUUACACACACAUGCCUAAAGUCAUCAAACGUGACACACUAGAUUCAGUAACGCUUCAUUCACAGUGCAAAUUUAAGUAAUCUUUCAACGCUGCUAUCAAAACCGCCUCUUUCAGACCCGAACGCACAGCGCGGAUGUCUUUUUUUUUUUUUUUUUUUUCUUCGUCUCGUGUGUUUAACAGCGUGAUAUGUUGUAGAAUUGUAUAUCGGCUGAUUAUUCAACUGAACACCGUCUUACCUUUUUCUUCUCGGCCACUAGACGGCAGACUUUAUUCAGAUGCGUGCACACUGUCCACAAACACCCUAAAGUGCACCGAGAAGUCUUUUUAACGAACGAAUCUCAUACAAAACACUUUGUUUCUGUUACACUAACGCACAUGUAUUCAUUUGGCGGAUUUUUUUUCAUUCUGCUCUCUAUGCAACACACGAAUCGUCUGACAUAAUUGUAAAAUAGUUUCAUAGUUUUCUCAAUGAAAUGUCUGCUAUAUAUAUGAUAUGAUAUAAUUCAUACCACACUACUGUCAACUUCUCACUAAUUUGCUAUGAUUACUUUAUUUCUGUAGUAACAAAUCAGACAGGGAACUCUACGAUAGACGAGUUACACAAUCGGAUACUUUCGAGCUAUGAAAAGCCCGUGGUCUUCAGCACGGAGUUUGAGACUUGGGGAAGGAGUCUCCAGUGUCAGCGCAGUACGUUUUUUCAGUGCGUGCUUUACGGUUUCAUUGUCACAUCACAAGCUGCAUUUAAAAACGCAGUUUUGCACGGAUUUAAAGCUGUAAAAGUUUUAAUCCCAGACCUUCGAGAUCCCGAAUCAAUCCUCCAGCCCUCAACUCACCUGAUAAUUCAUUUGUUCUGAGGUUUUUUUUUUUUUUCUGUUAUGUUGCCUUGAGGGAGGGGGGAAAAAAAUCUACCAAAUAAAUAAAAUUAUCCUAGAUAUUUUUUUUUUUCUUCAAGUUUUGCCCACAUCUAGUAUUACAUCUAGUUACACUCAUUCUUACAUUAAUGGGAGCUGUUACUUUAUUUUUUGUACAUAUAUAAAUUUUCUAAUCUUAUUACUGAAGCUUUGUGACGCUGUUUGUUUGUUUGUUUGUUUUUUUUCAGAGAAUUUUAACACAGUUUUUUUUGUUAAAUGAUUAUUAUAGAAUUUCCUACACAACAUUGUUUUUCGUAAACAUUCCUAAAGCUUUGGUUCAGAUUUCUUCCGUUCCUUUUCUUUUCGUCAAAGCCGAGCAUAUUACGUUCAAUAGCAUAACUGCUAAACUUUAACGAUUUGCAAUAUUCUAAUAAACUGUACCGAGAAACGACUCGACUCGUCAUCAGAAUUAUGAGACGGACUCUCGAGAUGUCGCACGGGACAAACUACAGGACAGAUUGUUUAUUAAGACAGACUUCAUCUCGAGACCAUCACAUACUCUGUUAUGGUGGCAUUUGAAUGUUCAUGGAGAUGUUCACAACAACAACAACAUGGCACUUAUGUCUAAUCUAUAAAUUUCAUUCUGUAGAUGUUGUACAAUCAGAUGCUAUCUAAAUAAAAACAAUAACCAGA
Messenger RNA from Tachysurus fulvidraco (yellow catfish), 4972 nucleotides. It is a transcript of the gene tbc1d10aa, whose product is annotated as TBC1 domain family, member 10Aa. NCBI's taxonomy places the organism in Eukaryota, Metazoa, Chordata, Actinopteri, Siluriformes, Bagridae. The record is from RefSeq and is a predicted model, not a curated record. The transcript has 10 exons. Bases 270 to 2078 code for a protein of 602 amino acids.